AUGGAUCCCACUCAAGCGGCUCCCGAUGUAGAGAAGGGCUCGGUUACUGGCUAUGCUGGAUUGGCAAACAAUACAGUCGCCAGCUACAGCUGGGACAACGUCACUGUCACUGUCAAAGACCGCCAAACAAAAUCACCUAAGCAGAUCCUGUCAUCUGCCUCUGGCAUCGUCAAAGCUGGCGAGCUCCUUGCUCUCAUGGGCCCCAGUGGUUCUGGAAAGACGACACUGCUAAAUGUAUUGGCUCACCGCGAUGCGACCUCGGGUGCCCGCGUGGAUAAGUCACUAUACGUCAACGGCCGAAACGUGCCACUACAGAAGUUUCGCAAGCUCUCGUCAUUCGUCGAGCAGGAAGAUGCUCUUUUGGGAGCUUUGACUGUUGAGGAGACAUUGAACUUCGCAGCCAAACUCUCUCUGCCGAGCUCUGUGACAAAAACUGAACGCCUUGCCCGAAUUCAAGCUCUGAUGGGCUCCUUUGGUCUUCGAAAUCAGGCAAAGACUCUGAUCGGUACACCAAUCCGCAAGGGCAUCAGCGGCGGACAGAAACGGCGUGUGAGCGUAGCAUCCCAGCUCAUCACGAGCCCCAAGAUUCUGUUCCUGGAUGAACCUACCAGUGGACUGGAUAGCGCGGCAAGCUAUGAAGUCAUCUCAUUCGUCCGCGACAUUGCACGCGAGAACAACUUGAUCGUUAUUGCUUCUAUCCACCAGCCUUCGACUUCGACGUUUGACCUGUUCGACAAGUUGUUGCUGCUCUCACAAGGAAAGACCAUCUACAAUGGCCCAAUCACUACCAUGAGCCACUACUUCGCGGCCUUGGGCUACCCUAUUCCUGUGUACACAAACCCUGCCGAGUUCAUCAUUGAUCUGGUCAAUACGGACUUUGCCCGUGAUCGCGGCAAAGCGGACCAACAGCUGAGAGACCUACAAGGCAAAUGGAGCGGCUCAGACCAGGCCAAGGAGAUUAAGGUGGACGUCGAGAAUGAGGUCAAUGACGCUACCAGAUCGGGCGACGAAAGUUCCUCUGAGCAGACAGGCACUGCCAACCCGCUGCGGAUACCCCUGACCCUUACCCACCGUUCCCUCAUCAAGAGUUACCGGGACGUCAUUGCUUACGGCAUCCGCAUUGCUAUGUACAUGGGCCUCGCCAUCCUCAUGGGCACUGUAUGGCUCAGGCUUAAUACAGAACAGAAGAAUAUCCAAGCUUUCACCAACGCCAUCUUUUUUGGCGGAGCCUUCAUGUCCUUCAUGGCCGUCGCCUACAUCCCCUCCUUCCUCGAGGACCGCGCUCUCUUCGUCAAGGAGCGCGCCAACGGCCUCUACGGACCCACCGCCUUCAUGGUCGCCAACUUCAUCACCGGCGUGCCCUUCCUCUUCAUCAUCACCAUCGUCUUCUCCGUCAUCUCCUACUGGCUCUCCAACUUCCAGCCCACCGCCACCGGCUUCUGGAACUGGGUCAUGUGGCUCUUCCUCGACCUGCUCGCCGCCGAGUCCCUCGUCAUCCUCAUCUCCGCGCUCGCCCCCGUCUUCGUCAUAGCGCUCGCGGCGACGGCCUUUGCCAACGGCUUGUGGAUGAGCGUCGGCGGCUUCAUGGUCGCGCCGAAGGAUUUGAACGUCUUUUGGAGGUACUGGGCGCACUAUUCGGAUUACCAGAGCUACGUGUUUCAGGGGAUGAUGGUGAAUGAGUUUGAGCAUAGGACGUACAGCUGUGGUCAAGACUGCAGGUGCAUGUACGCGAGUGAGCUGGAGGAUCAGUGCAAGAUUGCCGGUACCGCAGUGUUGAGGUCGUAUGGUUAUGCGACGGAUAAGAAGGGCGAGUGGGUUGGCAUUCUGAUCGCCAUUGUGUUUGCGUAUCGGCUACUGGGGUGGGUUGCGUUGUAUUUGAGGAAGACUUGA
This is a messenger RNA of Lasiodiplodia theobromae, 1890 nucleotides long. Its product is annotated as ABC transporter protein. NCBI's taxonomy places the organism in Eukaryota, Fungi, Ascomycota, Dothideomycetes, Botryosphaeriales, Botryosphaeriaceae. The transcript is spliced from 5 exons. Gene Ontology annotation, molecular function: ATP hydrolysis activity; ATP binding; ABC-type transporter activity. The record is from RefSeq and is a predicted model, not a curated record. Gene Ontology annotation, cellular component: membrane. The coding region runs from base 1 to 1890 and encodes 629 amino acids.